AUGUCUGAAUCAAUUCUCCAUGCCAAUCCAAGUUCCCUAAUAUGCAAGACAAAUAUUAGACUCAACGAACAAAUAACUUUUUCUUGUCGGCAAAUUGAAAGCUUGAUGAAACUUCAGUUAUCAAAUAUGAAACCACAAGAGUGCGUAACGUUAGUUGCGUCUAAAUUAAAACUUCAUAAUAUUGAAGAGAAUUGGAUACAUGCUUGGUUGGCUGACAGGAUAUCCAGCGUCGUAAAAAACAUACAACUUUCGCGUUUUAAUCUUCAACAAGGAGUCGUCAUUGUGCGUUGGAUUGUCCAUUAUAUGUCUUUAGUUAUCGUUGAAAAGUUGAGUAAAGUUAUGUUGUUCGAAAAAUUGCGCAUGGGCAUCACUGUUGCACUUGAAAACGCCGGUGAUAAUAUGAUACCACCUCCAAAUAGUACCGAAUGUACGAUGAGUUUCGUGUCUACGACCAAGUCCAAAGGGAAAAACGUGACGAUCUCGGACUCGGAUAUUUCGAAGCCAACUGCUAUACAAAUAGCUGCAAUUAUUGCAAACACUUUACAUGAAAUUUUUUGGGACGAUUUCAAGUAUACUGUAGUACAAAUGGCAUUCAACACUGACCCGAUACAAAAGAAUAAAGAUUUGAACAGGAUAAAAGACCUUGACCCUUUGUAUCUAAAAAAUAAUAGUGAUGACGUGCAAAACGAAAGCACCGCCGACGAAGACAAUGAAUGUUACGAUGUGCGAAUUUGUGCGAUUAUGAACAGAUACUUUUUCCGGGAACCGAUCAACCCGUCUUUUAAUUUCGAUCGGCUGAUAAUAAGCUUAAAUCAGUCAAUGUGUCGUAGACGCAAACUCUACGUUUUGGAUAAGGAUAAUAAUGACGAGAGCGUUCGCUCUACCAAGAAUGUUAAAAAUGUAAAAAUACAACAAUAG
Macrosiphum euphorbiae (potato aphid) is the source of this 918-nucleotide messenger RNA. Lineage: Eukaryota; Metazoa; Arthropoda; Insecta; Hemiptera; Aphididae. The record is from the annotation of a GenBank genome assembly.